CCGGUGCUGGAUGUGUGCACACAGAGAGAGCCGCUCAGCGGGGCUCCGCCACACAGCAGAUGCGGAGCCGGGAUGAGGAGCGUGUGUGUCGCUGCUUUUUGUGCGGCUUCGGUGUUUUCAAUUUGAGAUGCGAUUUAACAACCAAAACAAACUGCGUUCACCGAAAAGGAAACCAUUUGCACUCCGGUGGUAAAUGAGCGUGGAGACUGUGGACAGAUGAGAGUCGGGAGAAAGUGAAUUUGGAGCUUUUGGAGGCACUUUUGUUGCUCUGCUCUGCUGCUCGGCUCUUUGUGCUGCGGGUUGCAGCUUUUCCCUUUUGGAUAGAAAGGCCUCCAAGAUAGAUUCCCUCAGGAGUAAAGUGGACUUGCUGCGCCUCCCUCUGGCCCUCUCCACCAAGUCCAUCAGCAGUCGUAAGAGCCAGCUGGGCGUGGUCUGGGAGAAAGGCGGCGGCUCGGGGGCAGGAGGGGCCCGGAAACACCGCCCACCGCCGGCCUCCGACAUGGACAACGAGUCGACGUACUCGGGCUACUCCUACAAGUCGUCCCACUCGCGAAGCUCCCGCAAACACAGGGACAGGAGGGACCGGCAUCGCUCGAAGAGUCGCGACAGCACCAUCCGCGGAGACAAAUCAGUGACCAUCCAGGCUCCUGGAGAGCCGCUGCUGGACGCAGAGUCCACCAGAGGAGACGACAGGGAUGACAACUGGGGCGAGACCACCACGGUGGUCACUGGCACCUCCGUGGACAGCGUCUCCAACGAGGACCUGACACGCAUGACGAAGGACCUUGAGGAUUCUUCGCCGCUGGAGUGCCGGCGUUACCUCAGCCCAGCGUUGGGCGCCGUCCUGGGGCUCUUUGCUCUCAUCACUCCUCUGGCCUUCUUGGCCCUCCCACAGCUCCUUUGGCGGGAUGAACUGGCACCUUGCGGCACACCAUGUGAGGGCCUUUACAUUUCUCUGGCCUUCAAGCUCCUGAUCCUCCUCAUCUCCACCUGGACGCUGUUCCUGCGCCCGCCCAGAGCCACUCUGCCACGCUUCUUCAUCUUCCGCUCUCUGCUGCUGGCAUUGGUCUUCCUCUUCGUGGCGUCCUACUGGCUCUUUUACGGGGUGCGGGUGCUGGAGCCCAGAGAGACGGACUACAGGGGGAUUGUGGGAUAUGCAGCGUCUCUGGUGGACGCACUGCUGUUCAUUCAGUACCUGGCCCUGGUGCUGCUGGAGGUCCGACAUCUGCAGCCCGCUUUCUGUCUAAAGGUUGUGAGGACUACAGACGGACAUAGUCGCUUCUACAACGUGGGACAUCUCAGUAUUCAGAGGGCAGCAGUGUGGGUUCUGGACCAGUACUACAGUGACUUCCCAGUCUAUAACCCUGCCCUACUCAACCUGCCCAAGUCCAUCCUCUCCAAGAAGAUGUCUGCUUUCAAGGUUUACAACUUGGGGGAAGAGAACAGCACCAAUAACUCCACAGGUCAGUCCAGAACUAUGAUCGCAGCCGCUGCUCGGAGAAGAGACAAUUCCCACACCGAGUACUACUACGAGGAGGCAGAAGUGGAGCGCAGGGUCCGCAAACGAAAGGCCAGACUGGUGGUGGCAGUAGAAGAAGCCUUCACCCACAUCAAGCGUCACCAGGACGAAGAGGCGACCGCAUCCUCCCCCAAACACCCGCGGGAGGUGAUGGACCCCAGGGAGGCGGCCCAGGCCAUAUUCGCCCCCAUGGCGCGGGCCAUGCAGAAGUACCUCCGCGCCACCAGGCAGCAGUCCUACCACAGCAUGGAGAGCAUCAUCAACCACCUGCAGUUCUGCAUCACACACAACAUGACUCCCCAGGCUUUCCUCGAGCGUUACCUGAGCCCAGGCCCCACCCUCCAGUACCUGGACACCAGCAGGGGGCGCCAGUGGACACUAGUGAGUGAGGAGCCGGUGACUUCUGCUCUCCAUCAAGGCCAAGUCUUCUCCCUGAGACGCCUCGACUUCUCCCUGGUCGUCACGGUGACGCCCCUCCCCUUCCUGCGUUUGGGCGAAGAGUUCAUCGACCCCAAAAGGCACAAGUUUGUCAUGAAGCUCCAGUCAGAGACGUCCGUGUAGGACGAGGACGCUGAAUCAAACAUACUCAUCUUAGUGCUUUCAGGGUAUCUUCUUUUUAUUUUUAUGAUACCUUUUUAGUUUGUUUUCGUGAUUUUUGUUUUGUUUGUUGAUGAGCGUGACACCCAAGAAUAAAAAAAGAAAAGACAACGUAAUCUCAGACAUUGUUACCCAAACAAACUUUAUUAGACUCAAAGUGCCGACUGUUAACUUUUGAUAUUGCACUACAGACUGCUCCCAGUUCCCAUGAUACUGACGUAUUCUUUGGGUUUCUUAGGGGCUUUUCAACACUCAUUUAAGGAAAUAUAUUGUUUUGAUGAAAGAAAAUUGAUUCUUUGGUUGAAAGAAUGACUACUUGUGUCUAUCAGUUGGAUUUUAGCUUUUUUUUUAUUCCAGCAACAUUUAUUCAAGCAAAUAUACCCAUGUAGGGUCUGUGUUAAAGUAUUUCGAGUGUGCACUGACCUUUUUUAAUGCACACUCUUUGUCAGAGCUAAUCUUACUUCCCUUUUCCCUUUUUUACUUGAACUUCUUGUUAUCGAAUUUGGCCUUUACAGGCUACAGACGGACAGAAUCAGGUGAUGACCCAAUGGUCCCCUGGUCUUAUCUCCCCUUUCGGACAUUGAAUGGUUUCACUGACUGAAUCAUUCCGUCCUCUUUUUGUUAACUGAAAAGUGGACAUGCAUACUGUACUUCCCACUGAAAGUCAGAAAUAAGAAACACUGGAUGGACUUCUAAUGCACUGAUCAUUUCAUCAGUGCAUUGUUGUAUUAUUUCCCGCUCAGGUUUUAUUGAAUCACUUCUCAUUUCUGGAGAAAUUCACUCCUGCACUGAGAACUAAUCUAACUUUCUGAGCAUAAUGUAUGACCGGUUUAUGUCCAGUGAUACUGGUAACGAAUGUUUUCUCCUCUACAUAUGAGGUUUGAAUUGGACUUGAUGAACUCAAGCACAAUACAGCCAAGUACCGCCAAUGUGUCUCUUUUUGGCAGCUUGGUGUGUGUGUGGGUGUGUGUGUGUGUGUGUGUGUGUGUGUGUGUGUGUGUGUGUGUUUGUGU
This is a messenger RNA of Perca fluviatilis (European perch), 3129 nucleotides long. Its product is annotated as vang-like protein 2. The record is from RefSeq and is a predicted model, not a curated record. The transcript has 8 exons. The coding region runs from base 500 to 2080 and encodes 526 amino acids. Gene Ontology annotation, cellular component: plasma membrane. Gene Ontology annotation, biological process: multicellular organism development; Wnt signaling pathway, planar cell polarity pathway; establishment of planar polarity. Lineage: Eukaryota; Metazoa; Chordata; Actinopteri; Perciformes; Percidae.